GUUUGUGGAAAAAUCUUAUCUUUUAAAGUCAAGAUCUAAUUUACUCCACAGAUGUGAGACAAUACGUUGAUCAAUUCGUUUCACAGAAAGAAAAAAAAAAUCAUAGAAAAAAAUAUGAUGCAUUCUUCUAGUGUGAGGAGGAUGAUAACAGUAAAAUGGAGCUUGUGUUUAAUCUUCUGCCUUACAAACUCAAUACUUGUUAGUGCUAAACACUUGUGUCUUCCAGACCAGAAGGAUUCUCUUUGGGGGUUCAAGAACGAGUUCAAUGUCCCAAGCCCCCAUUCAUAUGCGAUGACUGAGAAGUGGAGGAACAACACUGAUUGCUGUUCCUGGGAUGGUGUCUCUUGUGAUCCCAAGACGGGAGUGGUGGUUGAGUUAGACCUCCAGUAUAGUCAUCUCAAUGGUCCUUUGAGAUCUAAUAGUAGCCUGUUUAGACUACAACAUCUUCAGAAGCUAGUUCUUGGCAGCAAUCAUCUUUCGGGUAUUCUACCGGAUUCCAUAGGCAAUCUCAAACGUUUGAAGUGAAGGACCAGAUUCAAUGGGGAACCUUAACCGACUAACCGAUAUGCUUCUCAAGUUGAGCUCGGUCACCUGGAUCGACCUUGGUGAUAACCAGUUGAAAGGUAUGCUCCCAUCUAACAUGAGUAGCCUCUCCAAACUGGAGGCUUUUGAUAUUAGUGGAAAUUCAUUUUCUGGAACCAUUCCCUCUUCUCUCUUCAUGAUCCCUUCGUUGAUUCUACUUCACCUGGGAAGAAACGACUUCAGCGGUCCUUUUGAGAUUGGGAAUAUCUCUUCACCAUCUAAUCUUCAACUAUUAAACAUUGGAAGAAACAAUUUCAAUCCGGACAUUGUUGAUUUGAGUAUUUUCUCACCUCUCUUGUCACUUGGUUAUUUGGAUGUUUCAGGGAUUAAUUUGAAGAUCAGUUCAACCGUCAGUCUUCCCUCACCCAUAGAAUACUUGGGUCUAUUGUCGUGCAAUAUUUCCGAGUUUCCCAAAUUUCUACGUAACCAAACCAGUUUGGAGUAUUUAGACAUCUCUGCCAAUCAAAUUGAAGGCCAAGUACCGGAGUGGUUAUGGAGUCUGCCAGAGUUGCGGUAUGUUAACAUUUCUCAUAAUUCUUUCAAUGGUUUCGAAGGACCAGCAGAUGUUAUUCAAGGAGGUCGAGAAUUACUUGUGCUUGACAUAAGUUCAAACAUAUUCCAGGAUCCAUUUCCUUUGUUACCAGUAGUCUCUAUGAAUUACUUGUUCAGCUCCAAUAAUCGAUUCUCGGGAGAGAUUCCUAAAACAAUAUGCGAAUUGGAUAAUCUUCGGAUACUUGUUUUGUCAAACAACAACUUCAGCGGUUCUAUUCCUCGGUGUUUUGAGAAUUUACAUCUUUAUGUCUUGCACCUUCGGAAUAACAACCUCUCUGGUAUUUUUCCAGAGGAAGCUAUCAGUCAUCACUUGCAAUCAUUUGAUGUUGGUCACAAUCUUUUCUCAGGAGAACUUCCCAAAUCAUUGAUCAACUGCAGUGAUAUCGAGUUUCUAAACGUGGAAGAUAACAGAAUCAAUGACACGUUUCCAUCCUGGUUGGAAUUGUUGCCCAAUCUUCAGAUUCUUGUCCUUCGUUCUAACGAGUUCUAUGGGCCAAUAUUUUCUCCUGGAGAUUCUUUAAGUUUCUCCAGGUUGCGAAUCUUUGAUAUUUCGGAAAAUCGCUUCACUGGAGUUUUGCCGUCAGAUUACUUUGUUGGUUGGAGUGUAAUGUCAUCAGUCGUGGACAUUGAUGGUAGAAUAAUUCAGUAUACAGUUACAGGAAUUGACCGGGACUUCUACCAUAAGUCUGUAGCUCUCAUAAACAAAGGAUUAAAGAUGGAGCUGGUUGGGAGUGGUUUCACAAUCUACAAAACCAUCGAUGUCUCGGGAAACAGACUCGAAGGAGACAUCCCCGAGUCCAUCGGUCUUCUCAAAGAAGUGAUUGUGCUCAGCAUGUCAAACAACGCUUUCACAGGCCAUAUUCCACCAUCUCUAUCAAACUUGAGCAAUCUCCAAUCAUUGGAUCUUUCUCAAAACAGAUUAUCCGGCAGUAUCCCAGGAGAGCUCGGAAAACUCACGUUUCUAGAGUGGAUGAACUUCUCGCACAACAGGCUUGAAGGUCCAAUACCAGAAACCACUCAGAUUCAAACCCAAGAUAGUUCUUCUUUCACAGAGAAUCCCGGGCUUUGCGGUGCUCCUCUCCUAAAAAAAUGUGGUGGAGAAGAAGAAGCAACAAAGCAAGAACAAGAUGAAGACAAGGAAGAGGAAGAUCAAGUAUUUAGCUGGAUAGCAGCUGCAAUAGGCUACGUACCUGGUGUUGUGUGUGGACUCACCAUCGGCCACAUUCUGGUUUCACACAAACGUGACUGGUUCAUGAGAAUUGUUUCCUUCUUUACUUAAGUAAGCAUUCAAUAAACUUUCUCAAGACUUGUUUGAAAAUCAUAUUAUCAAUCUACAUUCUUACACUUAUUUGAAAGAUAAAAUAUCUCCUUGUCCUUUUAAAUUAAUGUUCUAAUAUCGUCGUAAGGAAUUUGGUCUGCAACGUUUUAUAUGUAGAAACAAAAACUGUAUAAUAGUUAUAGCAUGAAACUUUGAUUAAGAAUUAGAAGUGGUUACAGAGGAUUGUUGUAUUACAGAGGAUUAAUUUUAUGAACAAAAAAAAAAGAAACCAAUAAAGUAGAACCGAAACGGUCUAAAUUUAAAUGUUUGUGUAUAUGUGUAACUCUAAUGUUUUGAGUUGUAUUAUAAGUGUGUUAUGCAUUCGAGUUAGUUCUAUUAGUUUCCUAUAAUUUCGUUACAAUACUACUGUAUCUCUCUGUCCUCUUCUCUUCUUUGCUUUCAUUUUUUUUUCAGAUUCAGUUCCAUCAUCACAACAAAGAACCCUAAAUCAAUUUCACAUUACGUUUCAUCACC
Messenger RNA from Arabidopsis thaliana (thale cress), 2926 nucleotides. It is a transcript of the gene RLP47, whose product is annotated as receptor like protein 47. The record is from RefSeq and is marked reviewed. Bases 539 to 2413 code for a protein of 624 amino acids. NCBI's taxonomy places the organism in Eukaryota, Viridiplantae, Streptophyta, Magnoliopsida, Brassicales, Brassicaceae. The transcript has 2 exons. Gene Ontology annotation, cellular component: plasma membrane.